Messenger RNA from Python bivittatus (Burmese python), 3032 nucleotides. RefSeq names its product FAS-associated death domain protein-like. The record is from RefSeq and is a predicted model, not a curated record. Gene Ontology annotation, molecular function: protein binding. Gene Ontology annotation, biological process: signal transduction; regulation of apoptotic process. NCBI's taxonomy places the organism in Eukaryota, Metazoa, Chordata, Lepidosauria, Squamata, Pythonidae.
AGGACGCAGCGCCGCCCUCUCGCGCGCGCCCUUUGUUCUCCCGGGACCGCUUUCCCGCCUCGCUGGAAAAUCGGGGCUGGCGGGAGGAGGGGACGGCGUUUCGAUUCGUCUUCGCGCCCCCCGGCCCCAGACGCCUUCCCUUCGCGAAGCGCCCCACGAGCCCCGCACCCCAGGAACUGAAGACCGGUCAUGGAGCAGAGGCACAGAUUGCUCAGGAUCCUCGAGGAGCUGACAAUGGACGAGCUCCCGAAGUUCGCCUUUUACCUGCCCGCCACCAUCCCGCGCGGGAAACGCGACACCGUCUCCCGGGUGGACCUAGCGGAGGUGAUCCUGCAGUAUUACCCCGUGGAAGCCUUAGAUGUCACCGCCGAGGUGUUAAACAAAAUGCCGAGGAGAGAUCUCGUCUCGAUGCUUCAGGGCGAACGGAGCGGAGUGGGUCCCUGGGGGGAGAGGACCGAAGAAGAGAGGGAAGUGGCGGCGGCGGCAGCACCACCCAAGCUGGUUACACAACAACAGCUGAUGAGACUAGCCAGCAAAGUGGGCAAGAACUGGAAGAUGAUUGGGAUUUUGUUCCUGGGUAUGGAAAAUUCACGUCUGGAGCAGAUUGAAGAAGAGAAUCCUAAAAACAUUGUCAUGCAAGUUUUCAGAAUGUUGUAUGAUUGGAAGAACCGUGAAAAGGACAAGGCCACCGCAGGCCACCUGUAUAACCUUCUUAACCAGGAAGGGGUAGAACUUGACCCCAGCACCUAUGCUUUUCUUAUAGAAUAAAAAACACCUGAAAAAGUUCUUGAAAAAGGUCACCCAACCUUGCAGGAGAUGGGCUUCAUCAGCAUUCAGUGUCCUUCUUACCACCUGUGAGUGUUGCCAUUAAAUACCAAAUUUGCUAUUCAAUGUGACGCAGUUGUAGGGAAUUUUUUUAACUAUCAGGGUGCAACAAGGUACUUCAGAACAGGUGUGGGCAUACUGCCAGUGUCUUCUUAACUCAAGUGUCUAUUUUCCUGGAAUUGCACAGCUACUGUAUGAACACAGGAAAAGAUGGCCCUUCUUUAAGGAAGUAACAAAGGUGCAGGGUGUGUGAGCACACCCCCUUCAAAGCACUUUCUUAGCUUGGAUCUGAAGUGCUGCAAAGUACUAGUAAUAACAGUAUAUUGGGGUGGGGAAUUGUUGGUAACCCCUUUCAUAUUGGACAAACUAUUUAACUUCACUCCCAAGCUUGCUUUCUCUUGCUCCAUCUCUGUUGCAAUAUCUCCUUUUCUGAUGAACAAGCCUGCAACCUUUCCUUUCUCUUUAUUUUUUCUCCCUUUUUAUUUCCUUCAUUCUGCGCUGAAGUUUUAUUUGCUUUUCUCUAUAUAAAAUGACAAAACAAAUCUAACUAUUCUUCUCUGUCUUCUCCAUUACAACUGGGUCAUGUGCUAGUCUUAUCUUGUUCUGCCUGCACUUGGAUCCACUCCCAUUUUUUUUUAAACGCUAUAAAAAUAGUAAUUACCUCUUGCCAUAGUGGAGAACAUAUGGAUCUUGGGAUUGAAUUGUUGGGUUCUUGGUGCUCUCUGAACUUGGUGAUAGUUAUACAUAGCUGUUUGGAGAGAGAAGAAAGGAAGGAAGGAUAGAUGAUAGAAACAACCACCCACAAACCCCACUUCAUGCACUGAUGGUGUUAUAAAGGAAGGUAAUGAAACAUCUGGAAGGUGAAAACCAAUUCAGAGGCAACCCAGUAAUAUUUACCUCUCUUAUCACACAGAUUAUGUGAUGUCCUUUUAAAUGCACGCCAUUGGCUUCCCACUCCUUUCCAGUACAAACUCCUGAGCUGGGUUCGCAUACUGUGGUAAGCCAGUGCAAUGCCAUUUGUCUCACUUGCAAUUUAACACAAUGCAUGAACUCAGUCAGUGUGGUAUGUAUGUAAAUGUAAAAGUUGCCAUUAUAUACCCUAUUCAACAAAGCAUAAUUUAAAAUGAAGCAUUGCUUUGAGCCCAGCCUUAGCUUUAUAAAGGUCCUUAGUAGGUUUCAUACCUAAAAAAAUUAAAUAUUCCACAUAUGUCUCUCUCUCUCUCUCAUACACACACACACACAUCUACACAGUAGAGAACUGUGCCCCACAUCCCAGCCUGCAUCAUCAUGUCUCCGUAUCAUUCAGUGCAGCUAUUGGUGGCCAAAAAGAUACAAUUUAAAAAAUAAAACAAAACCUGUCCCCUGACUUCUAAAACUUGGGUCACUUUUGUAGCAAAGAUAAAAAAUACUUUCUUCCACAUGUGGUGGCAAUAUGGAAUUUCUGACUUUAUCAUAAAGACCUUAUUGGUCCUACCACAGGUUUUUAGGUCCUCCCUGUAUUUCAUUGCAUUUGAUAUCAACAGGAUAUCAACAACCAUCCUUGUUUCAUGUAUCCUACUAGUAGCUAUCCAGGCAGAAUUCUUCCCAUUCCCUUCAGCGAUUUGAGAAAAUGAGGCUUUACUAACUGCAGAGCAUGUUAACUCUGGGCAGAAGUAAACUAGAUCUUUCAGCUCAAGACUUACCCUUGUAGUUUAGAUUGUAGUUUAAAUAAAUGUCCAUGCCUUAUUAACCAUUGUUGUAAAGCUCACUUUAAUUAUUCAUUGCUUACAUUAUACUAGCUGUAGGGUUUCUUUCCUGUUCAUUGGCUUUGCUUCUGUAAAUUUUAACAUGGUCCACAUUCAUCCUAUGUUUGCUUUUGCACUUUUUAAAAAUACAAAGGAUUACUUAAUAUGUCUACCAAAAUAAAGUUUUAAAAAUUAUAAACAAUUGAAUGCUCUUUGGGGGCAGAGACACAGCUAUUUCUAAUGCUGCCAUAUAUAAAAUGAUAUUGAUGUAUAAAAGCAAUACAUCUAAAUACAUAGGAGGGUAAGUAAAAUGUGCACACAGAAUUUCAAGCUCUGCAACACUUAGUUUUGCAUUUGUUUUGUUCAUCUUUCCAUCCAUUAAAAAAACAAAUAACUAUAGUAGGUAAAGAUACCAAAGCUAGAAACUGGGAGACUGUGAGUUCUAGUCCUGCCUUAGGCACAAAGCCAGCUGGGUGACCUUGG